CCAUUGUGCAGAUGUGAGUGCAUCAUGGCAGCUUUUAAAGGCAUUUGGACAAAGGCAUUUUGGCGUGCAGUCUCUGGUGAAUUCUUAGCCACACUAAUCUUUGUAUUUAUUAGUCUUGGCUCAACCAUCAACUGGACAUCAGACAAGGAGAAUCCACCACCUGCUGACCUGGUGCUCAUCUCACUCUGUUUCGGGUUGACCAUCGCUACCAUGGUGCAAUGUUUCACUCAUAUCAGUGGAGGCCACAUAAACCCAGCUGUCACUGCUGCCAUGCUAGUCACCAGAAAGCUGAGUCUUGCCAAGGCCUUGUUUUAUAUAACUGCACAAUGUUUGGGCGCCAUCACCGGGGCAGGGAUUCUGUUCCUGGUUACACCAAGUGCUGUUAAAGGCAGUUUAGGUGUUACAAUGGUGAACUCAAGUAUCUCUGUGGGUCAUGCCCUGGUUGUGGAGCUCCUGAUCACGUUUGAACUUGUCUUCACCGUGUUUGCCACCUGCGACAACAAACGUAAUGACCUCAAAGGUUCAGCCAGCCUUGCCAUCGGUAUUGCUGUAGUCAUUGGCCAUCUUUUUGCGAUCCCUUACACUGGAGCCAGCAUGAACCCUGCUCGCUCUUUUGGGCCUGCAGUCAUCACGUUAAGCUGGGAAAGCCACUGGGUGUAUUGGGUUGGCCCCAUUCUAGGCGGCAUUCUGGCAGCUGCAAUGUACGAGUACCUGUACUGUCCAGACCUGGAACUGAAGAAAUACUGCAAAGAGACGUUGAUCAAAGAUUCUUCAGGAAAAUAUAAAGAGGUGGAGUGUCCCAUCAACCAGCAAGUUGGAGAGCAAGAUGAUAUUACGAUCAGCCCUGGUUCUUCUUCAUAUACGGAGAAAGGGGAGAAGAAGGAGGCUUUACAGGAUAUAUCGGGUGAUGGGUUGACCCCUGUAUGA
Molecule: messenger RNA, 927 nt
Organism: Neoarius graeffei (lesser salmon catfish)
Lineage: Eukaryota; Metazoa; Chordata; Actinopteri; Siluriformes; Ariidae
Product: aquaporin-4-like
Exons: 4
Coding region: 25-927 (300 amino acids)
Biological process (GO): transmembrane transport
Cellular component (GO): basolateral plasma membrane; plasma membrane
Molecular function (GO): water channel activity
Source: RefSeq, a predicted model, not a curated record